This is a messenger RNA of Ostertagia ostertagi, 2010 nucleotides long. The record is from the annotation of a GenBank genome assembly. Lineage: Eukaryota; Metazoa; Nematoda; Chromadorea; Rhabditida; Trichostrongylidae.
AUGUCGUGCAGUAGCGAUGAGCAAUCCGAUAAGGAGUGUCCACUUUGUAUGGAACAGCUCGAAAUCGAUGAUUUAGAUUUCUACCCCUGUAAAUGUGAAUAUCAGAUUUGUAGGUUUUGCUGGCAUCGUCUGCUUACGGAUGAGAACGGUCUUUGCCCUGCUUGUCGGCAACCGUAUCCAGAAGAUCCUGUUACAUUCAAGCCUUUGUCUUGCGCGGAUGUUCAACGGAUCAAGGAUGAGAAGCCGUUGAAAAAAGAAGACGCAAACCUGGUAUAUGUUGUGGGACUGUCUCCGCGUGUGGCCGACCCAGACACGUUACGGAAACCGGAGUACUUUGGGAGGUUCGGGAAGAUUCUAAAGGUUGUGGUUGGUACUGCGCCUACAGCUAAUCAUCCUCAUGCACAACCUAGUCAUACCGCUUAUGUGACGUAUAGCAAGGUCGAGGAAGCUUUGAGAGCUAUACAGCCUUUGUCUUGCGCGGAUGUUCAACGGAUCAAGGAUGAGAAGCGGUUGAAACAGCAGGCUGAGAAGUUGCGAAUUUCUGAAUCACGGAAUCAUCUAGCUAAUUACAGAGUUUUACAAAAGAACCUGGUAUAUGUUGUGGGACUGUCUCCGCGUGUGGCCGACCCAGACACGUUACGGAAACCGGAGUACUUUGGGAGGUUCGGGAAGAUUCUAAAGGUUGUGGUUGGUACUGCGCCUACAGCUAAUCAUCCUCAUGCACAACCUAGUCAUACCGCUUAUGUGACGUAUAGCAAGGUCGAGGAAGCUUUGAGAGCUAUACAGGAGUGUAUGUACUUGCACGAAAUAGCUGAUAGCGAUAUCAGCUUCACAAAGGAGGAUAUGCACAUGGGCAAGCACGCUGAGUACGAGAGGAGGUUGAUAGACACGGUAUUGAAUCGGUCAUCGACACAGCCACAAGAAAAGCGAGCUCAACCGUGGGGUUCUAAUAAGAAUAAUAUAUGCUGGGAUCAAAAUGGUAGCGAAACGAGCGAAGAAGCUGAUCACGGACGAGAUGGAGGAUAUAAUGGUGGUGAUGAGUCACCGUCUGGUGACCCAACGCCAUCAGAAGCAUUUGGAUCUCGGGAACGACAGUCAUCCACGCAAGACAAGGAGAACAUACCGAAACGUGGCAAAGUUAAACAGGGUGCAUCAUCGUCUGCUAAUCACACUCCGGCAGGAUCAACGCCACCGUCUUCAUCGCCCCCACGAGAACCAACGCCACCCUCUCUAGAUUAUAAGGCUCCUCAGCUGGAGUCUGUUUCUGAAGCGAAACCACCUCCGUCCAAAACAGUGGAGCAGUCAAAGCCGUUUAAUUCUAUUUAUAAUCAGGAUACAGAAUCAAAGCUAUUGCGGUUAUUAUGUGGUAACGAAGACAACGGGGCAGGCAUGAUUCCGGCACCUGCACCCGUAAGUGAGGCGCCUGCGCCUCUUGUAAAUUGGCAGACAUUAUUGGGUCUUUCUCCGCAAGCCACAGCCGGUAACAACGCGACGCAAACAUCGUAUGCUUCUUCCACGCUACAUCCGUCGACGACACCGCAGAAGUCGUUAGUGUCAACGCCACCGCCAGGUCUUGGUGGGUUCACAUCAGAUGACGACCUUGGAUUCGAUCCAUUCAGUGAGUCAUCGAAAGGCUUGGCGCGAUUGCUUGAAGAAGAGGAGAAGCCGCAACAUCGACAGCAGUUUGAUCCUUACUGUGCACCUCCUCCCGGGCUUACACCGCCACAACGGUCAGCGAUGUCGUCACAGUCGAUUUCCGAUUGGCAGGAAGGUUUGAAAGCACUCCUACCGAAUGUGAAUGUACGUUUCGUGAGCGAUCUCGAAGGUGCUCACAACGGUAGCAGUCUGCAUCAUCUUCACCAACAACACGCCGCCGCACACCAUUCGUCAUUCGGUGCAAGAUGGCCGCCUUCAGCCUACGGUCUCGACGUCAACGGCCGCACAAAUCCACAUCACAUCGUUCCGCACGCUGUUCCGCCACCACCCGGUUUCUCGGUGCCGAAUCGAUGA